Messenger RNA from Pipistrellus nathusii (Nathusius's pipistrelle), 1164 nucleotides. NCBI's taxonomy places the organism in Eukaryota, Metazoa, Chordata, Mammalia, Chiroptera, Vespertilionidae. The record is from the annotation of a GenBank genome assembly.
AUGGAGAGGAGGGCGCGGAGCCGCUCCAGGGAGGCGCGGGGGAGCGGCGGCGGGGCCCCCCGCCAGGAGGACCGGAGGGCGAGGGCCGAGAGGGGCGGCGGCGGCCACGGGCGCCGGGAUGCGGGGCGCGAGCGGCGGGACGGCGGGCGGGAAGGGAGCCCCCGGGAGCCCCGCGCGCCCGCGGCCGCCGUGGCCGCCACCGUGGUGGACGUGGACGAGGUGCGGGGCCCCGGCGAGGAGGGCGCCGAGGCGAUGGCGCCGCUGGAGAGCGAGCGGCCCGAGGAAGGUACCAAGUCUUCUGGAUUAGGGGCCUGUGAGUGGCUUCUUGUCCUCUCAUCCCUGCUCGUCAUCAUCCUGACCUUCCCUUUUUCUAUCUGGUUCUGCAUAAAGGUUGUACAAGAAUACGAGAGAGUAAUUAUAUUCCGACUGGGACAUCUGCUUCCUGGGAGAGCCAAAGGCCCUGGUCUUUUCUUCUUUUUGCCCUACCUGGAUACCUACCACAAGAUUGACCUUCGUCUCCAAACCUUGGAGAUUCCCUUUCAUGAGGUUGUGACCAAAGACAUGUUUAUAAUGGAGAUAGAUGCCAUCUGCUACUACCGAAUAGAAAAUGCCUCUCUUCUCCUGAGCAGUCUUGCUCACGUGUCCAAAACUAUUCAGUUCCUCGUGCAAACCACCAUGAAGCGUCUGCUAGCACAUCGAUCCUUCACUGAAAUUCUCCUAGAGAGGAAGAGCAUCGCCCAAGAUGUAAAGGUUGCCUUGGAUUCAGUGACCUGUAUUUGGGGAAUCAAAGUGGAGAGAACAGAAAUUAAGGAUGUGCGGCUGCCGGCUGGGCUUCAGCACUCCCUGGCUGUGGAAGCCGAAGCGCAGAGACAGGCCCGAGUGCAGAUGAUCGCCGCAGAAGGGGAGAAAGCCACCUCUGAGUCCCUGAGAAUGGCAGCUGAGAUUCUGUCAGGCACUCCAGCUGCUGUUCAGCUUCGAUACCUCCACACCCUCCAAUCCUUGUUCACAGACAAAUCUUCCACCGUGGUUAUACCUUUGCCAUUUGACAUGUUAAAUUUCGUGUCUUCUCCCAGCAACAGGACUCAAGGAAGCAUUCCCUUCCCAAAUCCUUCCAAACCUGUUGAACCACUGAAUCCUAGAAAGAAAGACUCUCCCAUGUUAUAA